Messenger RNA from Paramecium sonneborni, 690 nucleotides. NCBI's taxonomy places the organism in Eukaryota, Ciliophora, Oligohymenophorea, Peniculida, Parameciidae. The record is from the annotation of a GenBank genome assembly.
CGUUAAUGCUGAGUCAAAAAAAUUUAUUAGCUGGGGAGAAAGAUUUUAAUUUAAACAAAUUUCGAGAUUCUUUAUAUGUUAGAAUGUAAAGUCCAAGCUAAUCAAAAUUGAGCAGUGUAAAAAAGGAAGAGAAUUCAGUUAAGAAAUCAGGAAAAAAUUCAAUACAUACAGAUUUAUAGCAUCGAAAGAGGUGUUUAAAAUAAGUAUAAAUAGUGUGCCUUCAUUUGAUGAAUUAUUAAAGACAAUGAAUACAAACAAUGGAUUUUGUUAAUAAUAAAAUGUAUCUAAUCAUAAGAGAAAUAUCACUGAUUCAUCUCGAAAGAUGAGUGGUAUCUAUAAUAAGAUAGAAUGUAUGGGAAAUAAUGAAGUAAAUUAAUUAACAAAAUUAUCAUAACCGUAAUAUAUUUAUAACAAUUUAGAUUCAUUUCAAAUAUUCCACUAUCAGUAUCAAAUAAUUAAUAACAAAAAAGGACAACUUUCUCGAGUAGUAUUACAGAAAAACCUGUUUUUUCGAAUGGGAAUGGGAAUUUAUUAAUGGAUAAGUUAUCUUUAAAAGAAUUGAUGGCAAUUCGUAGUAAAAUAGAUAAUAGCACAUAAUCUGAAGUACAUGAAUUAACAGCAAAUUAUGUGCAAGAACUAUUAAAAUUAUCUUAAAUUAUAACAAGGCAAAUAAAAAAUAUAAAGCAUUGA